Messenger RNA from Drosophila novamexicana, 772 nucleotides. Its product is annotated as glycine-rich protein 5. The transcript has 2 exons. Bases 35 to 304 code for a protein of 89 amino acids. The record is from RefSeq and is a predicted model, not a curated record. Lineage: Eukaryota; Metazoa; Arthropoda; Insecta; Diptera; Drosophilidae.
UCAUAGUUGAUUUCAAUUGUAAGCCCGGAGUACCAUGAAAGUCUGCGUCUCAGUUUUGGCUUGGGCCACCUUGGCGCUGCUCCUGUGUACAACACAGGCGCAGGAGCCAGGACCAAAUAAUGUUGCUGGUGCUGCUCAAUCAGGCAUGGCAAUAGGCGCGGGCGCCGGGGCUGGAGCUGGAGCUGGCGCUGGCGGCGAUGGACAAGGUGGAGACGCCGGAGCACGGGGUGGCGCCGGUGCCGGUGCGGGUCUAAGCUUUGGUGGCGGUGCUGGCGGUGGAGCACAGGGUGCAGGAGGACGCUAAAUGUAGCACGGCAAGGGCGGCGGUGGCGGCAUUUCCGUUUCAAAUAUCAUUUGCUAAAGUCACAGGUAAACAUUGCACUUGCGGACCUGUGUCAUACGGGGCGACACGUAGCUGCGAGCCGGCAUAAAUUCGGUAGCACUUCAAUGGAAAAACGACAACAUCAAAUACGCGUGUGUGGCAGCCUUAAUUCCAGUUAAUGCCGUUUUAUGAAACGCUUCCCAAAAUAAUAACAAAAAAAAAGAAAAUAAUAAUAAAAUAAAUAAAAGCACAAACAAUCGCCGCCGCCGUCGCUGAUGCCAAUCGCUGCCGUCGCCGCAAUCGAAAUCGAAACCGAAAUAGAAAAUUCAUCAGCCAAGUUAAAAAUAUCAUCGAAAAUUUCCACAUAAAUCAAGUGAUCAAUAAAAACCUAAACGGCCACGGAAAACACAAUCAUUGUGAAAUAUGGCGCUUGAAAUGUUUUUGUUAUUA